ACCUACCUACGUUUUUCAACAAGUCGCAGUCACUCUAGUAUUACCAUCACAUCAACAUCAACAUCCACAGACACAAAAACACAUAGAAAUCAUGCCUUCACGUAGGGGCUUACCCACGCUUUCCAUCUUUUCCCGACAUUCAGCACCACCAUCUACCUCGUCCUCGCAAACAUCACCCAAACGAACUUCAUUACCCCCUCUAACACCGCCUGCUCGCCUACACCUCCGAAACCUCCUACCAACGUCUCCAGAAGGGAUGCCCACGCCACCACUUCCGCCCCGACAACCAUAUUCCUGGCUAUGGCAAUGCCACUCCUGUAACACAGUCUACCGAAUCGGCUGCACCCGUCGGUGUCUCGUAUGCUCCCACGAAUACUGUGUCUCAGCCGGCCCUCCGAAAGUAACACGAGGCAAGAAACGUCGCCGUCCUAGCGGGAUGUGUGCUUCUGAGUUCGACUACAGCGGAUGGGCUGAGUGGGGAGCGUGGCGUCGCAAGGUCCUUGGCUUAGAACUUCCCGGACGGGCAGGCGAGAGACAGCGCGAACAAGCUUUCAGCAAUAAGACGCAUAACUGCGCAGUCGAUUGCGAUUACCCCUCUGAGUGCCACCACGAGCGGUACCGGGUCCACACAGAAGCGCUAGAGAGGAGGAUGCUCGAGGAAUCCGAAGAGUUAGAGGAGCCGCACUCCCCGUCAAUCGACACGCGGAGAACGCUAAACACGGACGACAAACUGCCACUAAACGAAGCCGUGGAAGUAAGCUCGACGCACGACGACCUUGAGGAGCAGAAAAGCCCUACUAGUCCGAAGAGCCCGCUCAGCCAAACGAGUUUCUUCUGGGAUGAGCCGGAGGCGAAGGGGGCGGAGGAGAAAGCGUGGUGGGUCGAAAGCGAGACGAAGGAGAAGAAGAAACGCAAGACUAAAUCUCAACAGAAAAUCGAGCAGCUCACUGGCCUCGGGAUCAUCCUAGAGGAAACGGGCGAACCGUUGGAUCCUGAGGCGUUGCAGAGCCUGAUUGACGAGGAUAAUAGUAUGAUGCCUCUGGAUGUCGUUAGCGAGACUUCGAGCCGAAGAUGUCAGUCGAGGCUUUCGUGCCGAGAACAUGUUAGGCAUAGACGGAAAUUGACGGUUAGGAAUCGUGCCGAGGUGGAGGAAUGGGAGGACUGGGAAGAUUCGUCGGAUAGCGAGUCUGGUGACAGUUCCUUGCUAUCGCCACCAUCGUCGUGUUCGUCCUUGGACAGCGAAUGGCCUCCAACUAAUGGAGCGACCUCCAUCCGUGAGAUGAGUGGCGAGGGGUCUGAUGACGAAGAAAAGGAUGAUCUGGAAAAAGAAAUAGAAAAGGAGAUGGACGCGUUAGUAAGAUCCGGGAAGUCGUUCUUACGGGAUUAGCGUGCAGGGUUCAUGCCGUGGAUUGAUGAUGCUUUUAUGAUAAACUGCGAUUAUGGUAGACGGGAUAUGACGAGAUUAUACGAAGCGUUAUUAAUUUGAGAUGCCUUUAUAUCAAUCUCUACUUCGUUAUGAUACCUAGGUAGUAUCCUAGAUUUCUAGACUUUAAGUAAGUCGAUUGAAUUAG
Molecule: messenger RNA, 1571 nt
Organism: Annulohypoxylon maeteangense
Lineage: Eukaryota; Fungi; Ascomycota; Sordariomycetes; Xylariales; Hypoxylaceae
Exons: 1
Coding region: 92-1387 (431 amino acids)
Source: RefSeq, a predicted model, not a curated record